AGAACAAGAGGAAGAACUUAGAUUUACGAGGGCACCUGAAGGCGUCAUAGUUCCACCCCUGCUGGGCUGGCAGAAAGCUAAUCUACAGCCACAUACCGACACACAGAUACUGUACUUACUUUACAAGCUGCCAAGUCAAUCUGUCAGCAGCGGAGGAGGAAAACAUAUGUGACUUUUUUUCCACGCGUAAUUUCAUUUUUAAGAAGUCACAGCGGCGUCAUUAGCAGGCUAAGCUAGAAGGAAGAGCUAACGACAGUUGGCUGAAACUCCUGCUCCGUUGAAGACCUCCCACUACAGGCUGCUGGACUUCACAGAUCCAGCUAUGUGAGCUGCUCUGAUGUGUGGUUUUGUAAAUCCAUACAGUGCCCGGUUAAGACAGCUUUUAAGCUGGUCUAGAGGACUUCACUAUUACUGUGACGUGAACAUCCAGCAGACUUGAAGCUGAUUCUGCUGGAAAAGUUGUAUGCUGGCCUGGAUUGUAGCUUAACUCGAGAGCAGCCGCCCUCCCCCUCCACUCCCUCGGCUCCCCCUGUAGGACAACUAUGCCUCUGGGUUUGGGAAGACGGAAGAAGGCGUCCCCGUUAGUCGAGAACGAGGAAGCGGAGCCUAUCCGCGCCGGUCUCAAUGUGCCAGGUAUGGAUGGCCUAGAUGGAGGUGUGGUCGGGCUGGGUGAAGGCGCCACCUCUGAAGGUCUGCCUCCUCCACCUAGCAGCAUGCGACCUCGUCUCAUCUUCCACACCCAGCUCGCUCACGGCAGCCCCACAGGCCGCAUCGAGGGCUUCAGUAACGUGCGGGAGCUCUAUGCCAAGAUUGGUGAAGCCUUUGGGAUCCCGCCGGCUGAGGUUAUGUUUUGCACACUGAACACUCACAAGGUGGACAUGGAUAAACUAUUGGGAGGUCAGAUUGGGCUAGAGGACUUUAUUUUUGCCCACAUUAAAGGUCAACGAAAGGAAAUCGAAGUGUUCAAAGGGGAGGAUGCACUAGGGUUGACGAUCACUGAUAAUGGAGCUGGCUAUGCUUUCAUCAAGAGAAUCCGAGAGGGGAGCGUCAUCCACCAGAUCCAGGUCAUCAAUGUGGGCGACAUGAUCGAGUCGAUCAACGGCCACCGCUUGAUUGGCUGCCGACACUACGAGGUGGCCAAGAUGCUGAAGGAGCUGCCAAAAGGGAAGGAGUUCACCAUCAAGCUGGUGGAGCCUCUCAAAGCCUUCGAUAUGAUCAGCCAGCGGUCUGGAGGAUCCAGGUCAGCAUCAGGGGUUCAGCUGGGGACCGGCAGGGGAACUCUGCGGCUGCGCUCCAAAGGUCCUGCUACUGUGGAGGAACUGCCUUCUGCAUUUGAGGAAAAGGCCAUUGAGAAGGUGGAUGACCUGCUUGAGAGCUACAUGGGUAUCAGAGACAGCGAGCUGGCGGCUACCAUGGUGGAGCUGGGAAAGGACAAAAAGAACCCUGAUGAGUUUGCCGAGGCUUUAGAUGAAACCCUGGGAGACUUUGCCUUCCCAGAUGAAUUUGUUUUUGAUGUCUGGGGAGCCAUUGGCGACGCUAAGGUCGGGCGGGUGUAACCACAGAAACUAAUAGAGGAGAACAACCUGUUUGUGUGUGUGUGUGUGUGUGUGUGUGUCACCCACGACAUUUGGCACUACUAGAAAAAACUACACUACCGUCAUGAGUUUGUUUUUAUUCUCGUGUAUACUCCAACUAUUUUUAAUUUAGUUUUGGGAGACUCUGCCUCGACAAAGAGGAUAUUGCCUGUGGGAGGAUAUUGUCAAUGGGAGAAGAAGUUGACUGUGAUGACUUCCCAAGUGCUUUUAUGUGUCUUCCGGCAUUUUCCAGAAACUACAAGCACGCUGAUGAGCAUUCCCUUUGAACCUGCAUGUCAUUAUUGUAGAAACUGGCAGUGCAACAAGUUCAGCACAAGUCUCUUAAUAUGGGAGAAAUGAAAGAAAUGCUAACACAAAGUAGGCAUAAAAAAUGUGAUUUUUUUUUUUUUCUUUUUCCACAUUGCACCGUGUUGCACUGCGCUGUUAAAACCAACAACAAAAGUGAACAGAGAUUGCACUGUACCGAGUUGAGCGGCACAGUAAUUGCACAGUACAAGACAUUCGCCUCAGCUUCAGCCUCCCUGAAAUACAGUGAACCACUCGAUGUUACUGUUAUGUUUUACAAGCAUGUGCUGUUAUAUUUUUAUCUUCAUAAUGAAUUCUGCUGGUUUUAUGUUCUUUUUUUUUUUUGUAAAAGAUAAAAAAUUGGGAUUGCAAAAGGGUCAUAGUAAAGUGUAGCUUGCUGACUAAAAGGUCAGUGGUGUUUGUUCACUGUUAAAAUACUCCAUGCUGUAAUGAAGCAGCACAUUCCAGUUUUACUUUCAUACAUUAAGACAGUGUUAAAGAAAAUCAGUGUUAAUUUAGCUUUUUACUGAAGGUCAUUAUAUGAGAGUGAGAAGCAGAUUGGCUUCCAGGUUUGUGGAUUGUGUUGACUUUUUAUUUUUUAUAGCUAGUGUUUUUAUAUAAAGUGAUGUGAUGUCUACUUUAAAAAAAAAAAAAAGGUUUGUGUAACAGAUGAAGAAUGAUCUUGUGUUGCGACUACUUUAUUGUUUUGAAGCAUUACAGAGACAAGUGUUAAAGAAGAGAAGAAGUCAUGAGAUGGAGUAGUUGUGUAAAAAAAAAAAAAAAAGGAUCUGUUAAGAACAAAAUGCCUUUAUUUCUUCUCAUUUCAUGCAUUUUAUACAUUUCUGUUAGAAGUAUGCAUUCUGGUCCAUGGUGCUUUAAAAAUGAAGUAUACUGUCAUUGAAGCAGAAUGAUACCAAACUACUUCCAUCAUGUGUCACUGACAUCGUGACUUGUGUUGUUCAUAGAGAGGAAAAAACGGGCAAUGUUGAAUUUUCCAAGAUGCACCAACUACUCCGCGUAGGUAAACAUGUCUUAAAAAAAAAAACUUUAGGUGUUAACCUUUUCAGUAUAUCCAAAUGUAUGAAGCUAUUUUGUAGUAAGUUUUUGUUUCAUUCUUCAGAGUUAAUGUAUAUCUAAAAGGAUUAUGUAAUGAAACUGACGCUAGAACACUGUAACACUGAGAAGAACACGUUAUUUUGAUGGCUUUGUAUCACACUGUUGUCAUUGUCCAAUUAUAAUGCAAUAAUAACAUUGACAUGGCAGUUUU
This is a messenger RNA of Thunnus maccoyii (southern bluefin tuna), 3147 nucleotides long. RefSeq names its product GIPC PDZ domain containing family, member 1 (gene gipc1). The transcript is spliced from 7 exons. The record is from RefSeq and is a predicted model, not a curated record. NCBI's taxonomy places the organism in Eukaryota, Metazoa, Chordata, Actinopteri, Scombriformes, Scombridae. The coding region runs from base 543 to 1556 and encodes 337 amino acids. Gene Ontology annotation, molecular function: protein binding.